AUUCAGCCCGUUCUGUCGAGUCUAUAGAGUAUGAUAUGUUUUAGUAAUGUUUACUCAUACUUUGAAUGUCACUGUGAAUCGCAAUGUCAGAUCCUAAUAACAAUGCAUUUGAUCGAUAUGGAUAUGACGUAGCAAUUGACAAUGACGAAGAUAAUGAUGAUGAGAUUAUCUUGAAUAGGAAAAAUCAAAGAAAUAAAAACACUCUGCUGAAAAUGCAAAAUUUAUCGUCGGGAGAUGGCAGUGUUGAGUCACUGGCUCGAUACGGAAUAAAUAUCCCAGAGUCCACAGAUGACGACAAUGCUUUUAUGAGUGACGAAUCGUCCACCCGAGUGGCGAAGGCGCGCAAAAAUUUUCAAAAUCACCGAUAUACGCGACAUAAAUCGAGACACAGUUCAAAAUCCCCAACAAGUUCUCAUUCUUCAAUUUCUUCAAGAGCAAGUGGGAGGGGGCAGCCCCGGACGACUCGACCCCCUUCUCGAAGGCGACCAAAAUCAAGAAACUCAUCAAACAGUGACAUUAUAGCUAUUGAUGACGUCAUCCACGAAAACGAAGAAGUGACGUCAUACCAGAGAAGCAACAGUAACCCCCUGAUUAUAAACAGAAGUAUGGAAGAAAGGAAAAGUCGUUUACAAAGGCGAAGGAGCGCGGUCACUUUCCCUUCGACCUACAGAACACUGAGUGCCCCACCGCGCCUGCUCCCAGGCCGCACUUCAGUGAGCACCCUCGUGGCGUCCACGACUCCUUCAAUAGCGUCAGUAGCCUCGAUGCAGGAUCCUGGUUGCUAUGGCAAUUUUCCGUUACCCAGAGCACUUGGGGGUAGGAACAGAAACCAGACAAGUUGGUCAAAUCUGAUGACUUGCCUCGCUCACAAGAAAGAACAUGGAGUUCGUAUGACUCACACUCAGAUCAUGAUACGGAAGAGUUUGGAGAAGGCAAUACAAAAAGCUGGCUAUAACAUGAAUGAUCUGGCGUUAUCAAAUUCUCCCUCCAUCUCACCGAUGACGCCCAGAAAAAUGGAACCAAAGUCAAAAGUAGAUUGGACUGAGGCAUCGAUACUGGGAGAACAUAUCUGGGCUCCAAGUAACCAAGCUGGUGAUCUAUGCUACGUUGGUGAGCAAUUAUGCCUGAAAUCUGGUCCACGAAAGAAAUGUUCUGCUUGCCAUAUAAUCGUCCAUGAUGCUUGCCUCGACCAACUAGACAAAAUUGGUUUCCAAUGCAAAGUAACAUAUCGUGAGGCAAGCACAAGAAAUCUAAGAGAGAAUUUGAUCGUGAGACAUCACUGGGUUCAUAGACGAAGACAGGAAGGAAAAUGUAAACACUGUGGAAAGGUAUUUGAAAAGCGCUUCGGAUUUAGAGAUUCCAAGAUUCUCGCUAUUUCUUGUUCUUGGUGUAAAGAAGCGUACCACAACAAAGUUAGCUGUUUUCGUAUGCAGAAGAUCCACGAAGCUUGUACACUAGGUGUCCACGCAAGGAUUAUUGUCCCUCCCACAUGGAUUGUUAAAUGGACACCGAGAGGAAAAUCUUUGCGAAACCGUUCGAAAAAGAAACGUUCUUCCGGUAUGUGGCGUAAAAAAUCAUCUAAAGAAGGCCGACAGAGAUUAUUCGUUAUUCGUCCAUUACCAGAACAUACUCCAUAUCUCUCUCCUACUCUGGUGUUUAUUAAUCCCAAAAGUGGGGGCAACCAGGGAGUGAAAAUGCUUCAAACAUUCCAGUGGCUACUCAACCAACGUCAAGUUUUCAAUCUUAGUGAGGGAGGACCAAAAGAAGCGCUCGAAAUGUUCCGGAAAGUUCCAAACUUACGAAUUCUCGCAUGUGGGGGAGACGGGACCGUAGGAUGGAUACUAUCUGUUCUCGAUGAGAUGAAUUUAGGCCGAUGGCCUCCUGUCGCAAUAUUACCGCUUGGUACUGGGAAUGACUUGUCUCGUACUCUGAAUUGGGGAUCGGGUUACACAGAUGAGCCAAUCAGUAAAAUACUCCACCAUGUGGAAGAAGGAAAAGUUGUUCAAGUCGAUCGCUGGAAAUUGCAAGUUCAACCAAACCAGGAUGCAAAACAGGAAGAAGAUGAGCCCCCUGGUGCAACAGCGGACGUGGGAGUGGACCAGCUGCCAUUGAAUGUCGUCAACAAUUAUUUUAGUCUCGGAGCGGAUGCGAAAGUUGUUCUGGAGUUUCAUGAAUCUAGAGAGGCUCACCCAUCAAAAUUCAAGAGUCGUUUCGGAAACAAAGUAUUUUAUGCAAAGACUGGAGUGACUGACUACUUGACACAGAAACACAAAAACUUGGGAAAAAGUGUUUCUAUAGUGUGCGAUGGCAAAAACAUCACUGAGAAGAUUCAGACACUGAAACCAGUCUGUAUCGUUUUUCUCAACAUUCCACGAUACAGUGCCGGUACGCAGCCAUGGGGUAACCCCGCGGGUCUUGAGUUCAAACCUCAACUUCAUGACGAUAAAUUAAUUGAAGUUAUUGGAUUCACUUCGAAUCAAUUGGGUCUCCUCUAUGUUGGUGGUCAUGGUGAAAGAAUCUGUCAGUGCAGAGAAGCUGUUAUCACGACCAGCAGAUCUUUUCCUGUUCAGAUAGAUGGGGAGCCUUGCAGAUUGAAUCCGUCCAUCAUACAACUGACAUUUCACAAUCAAGCAAAUAUGGUUCUAAAAACAAAAAGAGGAUCAAUGCCACUCAUCCCUGAUCUCCCCAUGUCAGAACAGCUGAAGAUUUGUAUCAAUCUGAUUUCUAUUGAACAAUACGAGAAACAUAACGGUGACAAGCAGACACUGAGACAAAUAUCGAGACCCUCCCACACCACUGUUGUACCAGCUGAUGCUGAUCUUGAAACUGUUAGAUUAUCUGUUGUAGAAAGGUUGCAGCAGCAAGACACAGAGAAAGGACAAGUAGAGUCUCGUACAGAUCAGUAUACAUUCCUUGAUUUAAGCACGACAGCUGAUCGAUUUUAUCGAAUUGAUCGAACUCAAGAAUCUUUGCACUUAGUUCGAGAGGUCGCGACCUCUGAUGGCGAGUUGUUUGUUUUGGAAACAACACUGGUGGCGAGCAAGAGCCAGGACGUUCAAACUAUACUAGAGCCUAUAGUGACUGCAUUGGACCAACCAACGCUGAGUCAGUUUCCUCGUUCUCAACUCGUGGAUCGAGCAACGCGACGUCGAAUACAGAGCGAUACGACUGGGAGCACAUUGCUACAGCAUUCCAUUGCUCCUCUGACACCAAGACUGACACCAAGUGUUGAAGUAAAAGAGAGAUCUAAAACAACAAUCAAUCAGUUUGAGCUUAUGCCUCGUCUCAAAUCCGAGAAGAGAGACACCAGCACCCAAGGUGACAUCAUAGAGGAGGAUGAUGUCACAAUGGAGAACAAUGAACUUGAAAACAAUGGAAGCCACAACCCCAAAACUCCCACUGGAGAUGAAAAGGUUGAAAAGCUCUUGAGUGCUUCUUGUGGUGAUAGAGAUGAAGCGAAGCGAAACAGUCUGCCGUCAAGUUUAACGAAGCGUGAAUCAAGUGAAACCAUUCAAGCACGACCACUGUCAACGUCUUGUGAUGUCAUCAAUGAUGUUAGAAUCACUAAGAUUUCUUCAAAGCAACCACAGCACUGUGACAUCAUAAAAGCAGCAGAAUCUUAUGGUUCAGUGUUUUCUUCACCGCCUUCAUCCAGACAAGAGUCUCCGAAAGGAGCAUCGGAACCAGACCUCACCAUGACUGAUGAACCUGGCCCACAACCUUCAAGUAAUGAGGAAUGCUUGAUCAUUACUGAAUCUGGUGACGCUUCAUCGCCUACAAUAACCAUGACGACAUCAUCAGAUGUUGCCAUGGAAACGGCAGAAGCAACAGUAACAGCAACGCCUCCUUCCCCCAUAGUGACAUCACCAACAGAGAAUUCAUCUACCGAUUCACCGAAAUCCGGCUCACAGAAUAAUUCGCCGAAUUCACCAGCUCAUGAGAAAUUACCAACACUUCUUGUUGAAGAUCCAGAUUUGCUGACUCAGCAUUUGUUGUCCCGAAAGAGUGAGACCCGUUGCUCUGUCACUACUAUGCCUUCUCCCAAGAAACAAAGCCCUGAAGUUAAGAAACGAUCAAAUACGACAGCUGGGAUGACGCUAACUUCGUUUGUAAAAACGCAAACUCCUCCGCCGACAGAGAAGCUGAUAUCACCAAUCAAAAGAAGAGCAACAACACAUCCAUCGGCAUCUAAGAAUCGUGCAUUGACCUUGAACGAGUUUGUCACGACCUUGAAGGAUGAAGCAAUUUCUGUAGCCAUGACAAAUGAUCAAAUUGAUAGCCAAUCAGAACCCACGAAUGACAACCAAUCAAAUAACAGAGAAUCAAUAAAUGAACAAAAACAAAAAUUGAACAAGAUAUUUGUAGAUGCCUCAAAGCGUGGUGAUCUCUCCAAACUCAAGUUGGCGCUAGAGAGUGGUGCGGACCCUUCUUUAACGGACAGUGAUGGGAGUACGGCUCUACACAAUGCUGCUAGAUUCAACCACCCAGAAGUUGUGCAAUUUUUAAUAAAAAAUGGUCCUCCUGAACUUCUGAAUCAGACAGAUAAAGAUAGACUCCAGACACCACUUCACAAAGCUGCGUGGUUCGGCCACAAAAAAGUCUGCGAACUGCUGGUUGACGCGGGGGCUUCAUUGACUCUGCCUGAUUAUAAGGGCAUGACCCCACUGCAGCGAGCGCAACAAGCAGAAGACGUCAAACUAGAAGCAUUUUUAUCACAAGAGGCAGUAAAGAGAAUGCAAAAUAUUUUAUUGAAUGAAGAUAAAGAAACGAAACUGUGAUGUCACUAUAGAAUAUUGUGAUGUAAUAAAUAUAUUUCAUUGAUAUUGUUGUACCAACUUAUUACAUCAUAAUUUGAUGACAAUCACAGAACUUUUUCUUGAUCAAAUUAUGUUCCUAUUCCAAUUUUCCCUUUUUUCAUUGUUUGAACCCAAAAUUUCACUGAAUUUUUAAUGACUGGACCAAUAUUUCCUCUUAUUCUCAAAAUUACGCAGUUUUUAAGAUUUUCAUACUUUUUUCAAGUGAUUUGAAAUGAUGUUUUUUUUAUCCAGUAAUUUUAUGAUGAAAUUGAAUGGUAUGAAGAGAUAUAACACUUUUUGGGGGGGUAGGGCAAUAAAUGGGGGGUGGCAUGUUCUCCUAAAAAAAUAGGUUCCGAAUAUCGGAACUGUUUUUUUUUUUUUUUUUCAAAAAUUUGAAUUGAAAUUCUCGAAUGAAACAAACUGGGCUUAACAAUUCUAAAGUAUAUGCCGGUAAAAUCUUUUUUGUCAUUUUUUGGCUCUAAAAAAAACGGGGAGCGGAGGUCCAAACUACCGGUAGGUAAAAAAUUAAUGACAACAAUUGAAUAUUUUACAUAGAAUUAGCGAAAUAGUAAUUAAAGCGACAAACUAGACCAGGGUUUUCCAAACUUUUUGGGCCUCGGACCCCUGUUUGUGGAUAUUAUUUUAUACCGACCCCUAUACUAAUUUAUGUGCGUAUCCAAGGAGGAAGGAUAAUGUUCCAUUUGGAUAAUGAACACAACAACACAAACGACAUUAAUAAGACGGAUCAAUUUGUGACAACUCGUGUUAGGCCCAACUCUACGACAACGAACUACUUUAAUUGUGUAUACUUGGAUAGUCUCUCCUGGUUUUCACGCCUCUUUCUUGUAGCAACGGGGCUCAAAUGACCUUGGCAAAGUCGUACAAGUUCUCGACUGGUAAUAACUCAUCAAACGCAUACAACCAAUUAUUACCAGAGAUCUACCUCACAGACGCUAAAAGCAACGAUCGUCCACAUUUACAACAACUUUUUCACUCCCAUUGUUAAGGUCUCGUAACAAUUACCAUUCGCGAUUGCGUUAACUUGCGACUUUAUCUCUGAAUGACUAUAUAACAGUGGAUAUACGUUAAAUGCAUAUAUUUCAGAUUCUUGAUAUCGUUGCGAACCCCUGUGCAGUCGUCACGGACCCCAAACUGGGGUUUGGGAAACCCUGAACUAGACUAUUUAACAUCGCAGAUUAUACAUUUUAAAUUCAAUCCCAAAUUUCAACUUUGACCCAAGCUCCAAGUUAAUGAAAAAUUUCACUCCAGAAUUCGAAGGGAGUCAAAUUUUGAUGUGAAAGAUUUUUGUGCAGUAGGCAGGUCUUGUUUGUUGAUAAUGCUUAGUUGAUAAACGAUUUUUCCAAUUCCCAUCAGAAAUUUUUAAAAUGAUAAUUACCAUUAGAAGUCCAACCCCAAAGAGUUUUUUAUUGACAACGCCUAUUCAUGCUCUCAACUCUGAACACACCGCCACCAAUAUUUAAUAAUUUAUCGGUAGUUACUACACGGUGGCCGUUAGAAAAGUAGGAAAUUUGUUAAACAGUUAUUCAUUUUUACAAGUUUUUUACACUGAUAUAAGCUCUAUAUGUUGUCCACGCACUUCAAAACAUUGUCUCAACCUAGAAGUCCAAGCUCGUGUAGCGUUGAGAAGGUUAAUUUGUGGGAUAUCGUUCUAAUUCAACCUAUACCUACACGCAUUUUAUUGGUGAUCUCAUCUGGUUUUCAAAUUUUCUUGCUUUUCUAGCAACGUGUAUCUGGAAUACCUUUCUGGCUCAAAAAAUUAGUGGCUGCCCAAUUUAUUUCGGCCUGGGUGACAUGGGGUACAAAAUUUAUUUCACCAUGGGGUACAAUUUAUUUCACCCUGGGUGACCUGGUGUACAACAUUUAUUUCACCCUGGGGUACAAUUUAUUUUACUUUGGGUGACAUGGUUACAAAAUUUGUUUCACCCUGGGGUAAAAUUUAUUUUACUUUGGGUGACAUGGUUACAAAAUUUGUUUCACCCUGGGGUAACAUUUAUUUUACCCUGGGUGAUAUUGGGGAACAAAAUUCCAAAUCAGAGAGUUUGUUUAUUCCAAUGCAAUAAAUCAAAUUGAUUUGUCACUUGCUCUUUUUUAAAUAGAAGAAAUCAAUUUGAAUGAAGCAUCUUCUCACAUGAUUGGUCUAUAUUUAAAUCGAUUUAUGAUAUCAUUAUUGGAUAAAAAUAGCAACAUUAUGAUGUCACAAUAUUUUUUGUUUUGAUUUAUUAUUUUAUCAUCAAACUGUAUUUAAUUUUAUUAUUAUGAUGACUAAUUAUGAAUUUUCUUUUAUUUGUAUUAUUACGUUAUACAAGUUCUAUCGUUACGUCAUCAAUUCUUGUUUUAAUUUCUCAGUGAUAAGAAAAUAUGCAUCGUACAUUUUGCACCUACCGUUCUUCAGCAAUUUUGUGUUUCCACAGAAAUAAAGAGUUUUCAUCGAGAA
Styela clava is the source of this 7251-nucleotide messenger RNA. Its product is annotated as diacylglycerol kinase zeta-like. NCBI's taxonomy places the organism in Eukaryota, Metazoa, Chordata, Ascidiacea, Stolidobranchia, Styelidae. The record is from RefSeq and is a predicted model, not a curated record. Gene Ontology annotation, molecular function: protein binding; ATP-dependent diacylglycerol kinase activity. Gene Ontology annotation, biological process: phospholipase C-activating G protein-coupled receptor signaling pathway. Gene Ontology annotation, cellular component: plasma membrane.